Messenger RNA from Saprolegnia parasitica CBS 223.65, 1739 nucleotides. RefSeq lists its product as hypothetical. Lineage: Eukaryota; Oomycota; Saprolegniomycetes; Saprolegniales; Saprolegniaceae. The transcript is spliced from 2 exons. The record is from RefSeq and is a predicted model, not a curated record. Bases 1 to 1710 code for a protein of 569 amino acids.
AUGGCCUCGUCGCCCGGGCUCCUUCGCUUCGAUGCGACCGCGCGCAACAACAAGAAGGGCGGGCAGAAGAACCUGCGCUGCUUUCCGAACUGCUGCAACGGGCUGCACGCGGCCACGGGCUUCUGCGGCGGGCCUGUCGCCGUGCACCUCGACGCGUCCGACGCGACCAAGUCGUACCUCCUCCUCGCCGAGUUCGUGCCGGUCUUCAAGGGCGCGCCGCAGAGUACGCUCUCGAUCGGCCACAUGUAUGUGCUCGAGACGCUCCGCGCGCAGGCCAACAAGGACGCAGACCCGCUUGUGCCCUACUUUGCCGGCCACUCCAUGCAGACGUCAUACUACUUUAACCCGGCGAAGAAGGGCUGGCACUAUGGCUGGAUGAGCAACAAGCACACGUCAGACCGGGAACACGUUCUCUGCGUGCAUCUCCUGGAAGAAGUCAGCGAGACGUUUGGGCAAUGCGUCGACUCGCUCGCGUCACCGCCGUUCACGGUCCACUGCCGACGCCGCUCCAAGACCGAGUCGCCCGUCGUGCCAAUUGUUGUCGCCAAGAAGCGACCGCACUCGCCAUCGUCGUCGGUGACCGCGCCGUCGUCGCCGUCGUCGGACGAAGGCGCUGGCCGCCCCAAGCGGCAAAUGCUGGCGCCCGCCUCGACGCCCGCCUCGACGCCCGACUGGAAGGACGACGACGACGAGUCGCUUUGCAUUGAUGCGCUCUUUCAAAGCGAGGUGCUCGACCUCAUCACCAACAGCACGUGCGACUUUGCACCGCCGCCGCCGUCGACCGAGGCGACGCUCUGGAAUACACUCAUGGACGACGACGCCGACGACGCCGAGCUCCUCGACUUGCUCCUUCCGACGCCGUCCGCGCCGCCGAUGACAGAAGUGCCCCGGUACCAAACGUACUUUACGCCGCAGCGCAACGCAGCGCCGGUCGUCGGCCGGAAGCGACCGGUUCGCAUUCCCGUCGACCUCAAGUAUCCCAAUGGACCAUUGCCGAUUGCGAGCUCGCCCGCCACAUCAGCAUCGCAUGACGCAACGACAGUCGCGCCCAUGCCACCGUGCCGCCGCCACGACCACCGACGCCGGAGCCACAGCAGCGACGACGCCGGCCCACCGGUCGCCAAGUCGUGCGGGCUUCUCUGGAGCAUUGUCCAGCUCGCGUUCUGCCUCACGAUGUUUGUGCAUUUCGUCGGACACAUUUUUUUCCCAACAUACAACGCCUACGCGCCGGCCACGAAUAAUGUCCGUGGUGGCACGGAGGACCCGACGAACCGGCUCACGCCCUUCCUCGUCGACUGCCCGCCGCCGUCCAUGACGUGCGUCCGCGAUGGCUUUGGGCUCCAAGAACUCGCGUCCUGCGUGCACCACAUCGCCGACCGGUGCGCGACUGAAGCGACGGCCGAGAUCACGAUCUACAGCAUUGACGGCAACACCACGCAGCUCGCGUGCGAUGGCAUGACGGCCUGUGCGUCCCAAUUGCAAGCGUUUCUGCCGUCCAUGGGUGCAGCGGAGCUCGAGCACCACAAGGAACACUACCGACGCGAGCACGAGCAGCAAAUCUACACGGGCAUGCAGUACAAGUUUAUCCUCUUCAUGGCCAUGUGCACGCUCAUUUCGUUUUUCGCGCUGCAGCGGUCGUUCCAGAAAUGCCUCAAAAAGUGCCAAUGGUUUCGCCACCGCCGCCUCCACCCCGAUGACCACAUAGCCUAGUUUGUGCAUCGGUUCGUUUAGUUAAUAGU